AUGUACCUAUAUUAUUCCUUUUCAGACAACUUUCAAAAGAAGGCUCGUCUCUUGGAAGACAUUUAUUCAAAAGAAAAUAGACUUGACCGUUGGCUUGACCGCCCUUCAACUACUUUAUCGGGCCGAUUUCAUGCCAAUUCAGCUCUCCACCACUCUAAUCCAUCGUCAGAAAAGCUGGGGGGCUUCUCUACAACGAAUAGUUCGACUACCGAAUCGGUGAAAAUGGCAAAGCAUUCAUUGUCUACACAAGACACUAUAUCUGAAGGGGAUCAAGUAUCAGAGAGAGCCGUAGAUGCGAUCAUCUCGAAAGGCAAUACAGAGACCAGUGAAGAAGACUCAACAGCAACAUCUUUGAGCUCCAAAAAUACAUCAUAUGUUUCUUUAUCCGGCCCCUCAAGCUCUUCUCUACUCAAGUCGUCCUUCGCUUCUAUAGUUUUAGCAGAUGCUUACUCUGAGUCUGAAGCAUCCUCAACUCCUACUCCCGACUUAGCAGCCUCUACCAAUCGCCAUUUGAUAAGGGAUAAAUCUGUCGACAGUUGUAGUGAUUUAUACAUAGAGCACCGUAGAUCUCGCCAUUAUAAUAGCUGGUAUCAUCCAGUGAACCUAAAGAAUCGGCAAGAAAAUGGUAACAAAAGGAAAAAUAAGGUGAAAGCUAAGUUUGAGAAGGUAGAAAAUGAGACUUCUGACUUUACUGAUUCAAUAGAGGCUGCUCUAGACCCUUUAUAUGGUUCAACUGGCUCUUGUAUGGCUAGUAGUGUAGACGCUUGCUAUUCUGCCUAUCCACAUAAUCUUUUUCAGCCGAUACUAUUCAAAAAUAGUAACUAUCUUACUAGUUAUUGCAAGCAAGGCAAGCAUGAGGAGCAGCAUCAGUCCUAUAAUCAGCAUCGGCAGCAACAACAACAUCGGCAUCGUAAUAAUAAUACAGGGCCUCAAAACCGGUCAAAAUGCCGUGGCUACUCAAGAUCAACCGUGGGCGAGAAAAUUACAGGUGACAUCCUAAAUGUCAGAGGAAUUUCGAGAUCCAAGGAGCAAAUCCCAUAUAAAGGAAUAUAUUCCCAUCAAGAUCCUUCUAUUAUCAGCAAAUUAAAGACUGCCCAUUGGCGAAACGAUCAUCGUGAAGCAUUCCAUCGGCCAUGUACGGUACUAGAGCCCGAAGUUAGUGAUUAUUCUAGCCUACUUAGCAGCCCUAACCUCACCAACGUCCACACCAAAUACCUUGACUCCAAAGCAACCUACCUUAGUAAAAUUAAGCAUCGAAUUUCACCAUCAUCUCCCAGAUCCCAUAGCCGAGUUCCCUGGGAAUCAGCUUUAUCUGAAAACACUUUGAAGCAGGGGGAAGCGGAUAAAUGUAUUCUGAAUGCUCAGAAGCAAAACCGAAUGGAAGAAGGCAAAUAUAGCGAAGCUAGUGAAUCUGACAUUUAUGAAACAAGAAAGGAACUUAAGGAAGAGACACUGGAACCUUUUUGGCAGACCGAUCCUUUUGCAGCCAAUCUGGAUUUGGACUUGGACAGCACUGUUAUUCAAGUUCAUCCAGUAAGUUUAAGAGUUAUAGUCGUAGAUAUGAAGACCAAGCUGCUGUAG
Messenger RNA from Protopolystoma xenopodis, 1581 nucleotides. NCBI's taxonomy places the organism in Eukaryota, Metazoa, Platyhelminthes, Monogenea, Polystomatidea, Polystomatidae. The record is from the annotation of a GenBank genome assembly.